Molecule: messenger RNA, 3918 nt
Organism: Caenorhabditis remanei
Lineage: Eukaryota; Metazoa; Nematoda; Chromadorea; Rhabditida; Rhabditidae
Exons: 13
Coding region: 1-3918 (1305 amino acids)
Biological process (GO): Golgi organization; autophagy; COPII vesicle coat assembly
Cellular component (GO): ER to Golgi transport vesicle membrane; endoplasmic reticulum exit site
Source: RefSeq, a predicted model, not a curated record
AUGUCUGUCUCAAUGGAUUUCGAGCAACGAAUGCGGAGAUACAAGGUAAGAAUCCAUCCAUCUGAACCCGGGAGAAGCGAUGCAUAUAUUGCAUCCACUCAACAACAACAUAUGAUCGACUCGAUGAAAUAUGACCAACGAGUGAAUGGCGGAGUUCCUUCUAUCAAUAUGAACGACUGGAAUCAACCUUACUCGGCUUCGCCGCCUUCGUCUAGAAAUGGCGAAGAUGACGGUUCUUCUGUGACGCAUUCGAGACCACGUCGAAGCCGGUUGGACAAAGACCUUCCACAGACACGCGGCCCAAUGAUAAUCCAACCUGCUCACCAGAAUUCACGAAAAAGUAACCGACAAGGAAAUGGAAACAUUAAUAUGUCUAAUGGAGGGGCGAGAACUCAUAACUCUACUUUUAAUGGUUAUGAUAUGUCAUACAAAAGAUAUCACCAUAAUUCAUCCCGUGGCGCUAACGAAAGUUUCUCUGCAAUUUAUCCUCAAUCCCGGAAUGUUUCUGGUUAUGCCAGUGAUUAUAUGAGCAGUCGUAUGGGAGGGGGAUUAAUGCCAAACGAGCCAAGAAGGCCAAGGUCAAUUGCUGCUGAAAAGUAUAGUACUCUAGCGAGAAACCACUUCGGUGGUUAUGAAACUGGCGAAUCUGGAAAUAAUUCGGAAGAAAUUGAUGAUGAAGAGGGAGAAGAUGAAGAGAUGAGAGGGUACAAUAUGGAAGCAAGGCGAGCACAAGGUUCAAGGAGUGUUACCAACGCGUUACCAGUUGAACGCUACAACGAAGAAGAUGAAACAUAUUACUACGGAGUUGUGAACCUUGGUUCCCAAAUAGUUGAUUAUGUCUUACGAAUGAUGCCACCUCCUGAAGAGUAUUAUCGGUUCAAGCCGAUCGAACGAGUUGCAUAUAUUUAUUACUGUACCGUUUACAAGAAACCGUUUCACAAUUUGAAACAGUUUCGCAAUAUGUUCAACAAGAAGUACUGGAAUCAUAUUUGUGAUGGUGACUCUGAAGAAAAAGCUCUUUCCAAGGUUUGUAAAUCUAUGCAAGACCAGUACACUCAACGGCAAAUUGAUGCUUCUCGCAUUGCCUACGAAAAACAACAAAAAGAAGAGGCUGAAAGUCAGAAACUUGACUUUAAUCAACACCGUAUCGAUGAGCCAGAAGAACAAAAAUAUAUGAUUUCUCAGCCAGAAGACGUUUUAAGCAACGGACCUCUUCAUUAUCAUUCUUGUCUUCAAUUCGCUUCAAUUGGUGUUGGUGGAAAGCUUGUGAUCAUUCGCCCGGCAGGAACUGCUGAUCCAAUAUCUGGCCAUAUUCUCAGUACUACGAGUGUUCAUGUUGAUGAUUUGCGAAGUUUGCUUCAUUUUGAUGAACAAUCUGCAAAAGUUAUAGAAUCUGUGCAAAACUUCAAAGGUCCACUGAUCGCCGGACAGACACCAUCGCAUUCUGUUCGCCUUUAUAUUCAACGUCAAAUUGAUGCACUUCGAUCAAUGCGUAAUUCUGAAGAUGUGAAAAAAACUGAAGUUGUGGAUGCGCUUUUGAUUUGGCAGUUGCUGGAAAUUAUGGUUCAACAACAGGGAAGAGUCAAUGGACCUGAUAUUGCUGCUUUGUUGACGAAUGCAUCGGAAGAGCUUGCUGAGAAAACAGGAAUUUCCGAAGUUUCAGAUGUUACUCACAAAUCGGAUGCUAAAGAACGGUUCAAUAAAUUCCUUCUCGGUGGUCACAUAAAUGAGGCUGUAGAAAGUGCAAUUUCUGAUGGACUGUAUGCUGAUGCUAUGACUUUAAUUCGUAGAUUACAUCCGAACGAUGCCAAGAAAAUUGAAGAAAUCGAGACACGCUUCAUGAAUCUUCGGUCAAUUGAUGAUCCGUUUGCUACACUUGUCGCGGUUGCUAAUGAUCAGUUACCUCCGAUUCUCACUAAUUCGGCAUUUGAUGACGAGAACAAUUGGAAACGACACGCUGCGAUUGUUUUAGCUAACCUCAGCUCAGAGGCAGCUAUGCUAACAAUUUACCGACUUGGUUUGCUUCUGGCUAGAAGAAAACGAAACUGUGCUGCCGAUUUCUGUCUUCUUGUAGUUUGUGUUCUUACCGGUUACGAUUCAUUCAGUCUACCGGCAACAUCUGAUACCGAGGGGCAAGAAAGAUCACGAGAACAUAUUGGAUUAGUUCACAGUGGUUCCGAGUUACUGAAUCGAGUGGACGGACUGUCGGGAACUGCUGGUUUCUCAUUCACUGACCUUCAUGCUACUGACAUCUUUGACUACGCUCUCCGACUAGGAAAUGGCAACACCAACUCACCAUUGGCGAAAUCGGUUGACUAUCAGAUGGCACGUAUCGAAUACGCAAAGAAGCUAGCUUCUUAUGGUGGAUUCGCUACAGAUGCUUUCAGAUACUGUACAGAAGUAGCGAGAUCUUUGUGGGUGUAUAUUAAUGCAUUCGAUAGAAACUCUAUGUUCGAUCUGUGUGACUUAGCAGAAAGUCUCCAACAUGUCGCUGCAACAACAACAGCUGAAAUCGAAUGGAUUACAUCUAUGAGAAUGAUGUUGAAUGAAGUUCCACAGCCUGUGAAUGAAGUUCAAGAAGAGCAAUUGCCUUCUAUGAAAGACCAUUCCCUCGCUUCGGAAGCUCAAAAAUGGCACGAUGAACAUCAAGCACCUAUUGAGAUUUCGAAGAAAAUGGUUUCUCAGUACCAAGAUGAAUCUGUUCCUGCGUAUGCUCCCACAUCUGCGCCACCAGUUCAAGAGAGCUAUCGACAGCCAGCUGUAGUGCAGCAACUACAAAAUCCGAUUCAGAAUUAUGGUGGAGCACCGAAGAAUCCUAUUCAAACUUCUAUGCAUCCAUCUACCAUAACAUCAUCGGAAUCUUCUUACGAGUCUACUCUAACAGCCACUUCUGUUUCAACAGAUUCUGUUACUAUAUCGACGUCCAGAACAUCUACUAUCACUGAUUCAGCCCCAACACCAGCACCACCAAGAAGAGUAGAACAACCUGUUUUAACUCCAACUCCAGUAAUGAAGUCGUUUGCUCCAGAGAUGACUCUACCACCACCGGUUGAUAUUCCAUUACCACCAAUCUCUUCAUCAUUCCCUCCUCAAAUGACUCCUCCCAUUCGUACGCCCGUGACUCAAACACAACCUACGGCUACACCAACUCAACCGAUAUCUAUUGCUAGUAAAGUUGAUGCUGAUGUUGCGAAAAGUCCAAGAACAGAGCUAGAAGAUGUAUGGGGUACUGCAGCUCCCUCGUACACUCAACCUUCGUUUCAACCUGCUCCAAUCGUACCAACAGCGGUGCCUCCGACUGCAAUGGCGCCACCGGCUGUGUCCUCCGCUCCAACGAUUAUGCAGCCAACACAUGGCCAACCUUCAGUGCCGAAUCCGAAGACGACAGCACCUCCAACGCCACAAAAACCAGCGGUCCCAGCUAUGAAAGUCGAUCAGAACGGUUCUGGAGGAUGGUUUGGAUCGAUUAAAAACAAAAUAAUCAAAUCGAUUCCAUCAUCUAAUGCAAUGAUUCUUCCAGAUGACAAAAAACCAUCGAUUGUCUGGGACCCGGUAAAGCAGAAAUACGUGGGUGCUGGAGUCGAAGAAGAAGUGGUCGCUCCUCCGCCACCAGUGAUGUCUGCUCCUCAUCUGAUGGGUGGAGGUGCGGAUUCCAACAAAUCAAGUACUAAUAGUCUCCGGAAUGCAAGAAGUGGAGUUGGAUCACGGUAUCUACAAGCAGGAAUGGCUACAAGUCAAGCGCCAGCCAUGAACACUGGAAUGCCAUCGAUGAUGCCUCCAACGAUGCCAAUUCCAACAUCGUUUAGUUUCAUGCCUUCAGCAACUGAUGAUGAUUCUUCCGAAUACGUGGAUCCAUUUAGCGGUGAAGCUAAUCCAACGCUGCCAUCGGAGUCUGGCUCAAUACCAAAUGUUCAGUAA